Tetrahymena thermophila SB210 is the source of this 373-nucleotide messenger RNA. Its product is annotated as transmembrane protein, putative. Lineage: Eukaryota; Ciliophora; Oligohymenophorea; Hymenostomatida; Tetrahymenidae. The transcript has a single exon. The record is from RefSeq and is a predicted model, not a curated record.
CCUGUUUCUCAUGAUUUACAAUAAAUUGUAAUUUUUGCAUUAAUUUUUAUAAAUAAUUAUCUUAACAAAUUACAAAUUCUAAUAUAAAUAAUUAUAAAUUCAAUAAUUUUACACUAAAUUGUAUUCUCUAAAUAAAAAUAUGAGAUUAAAAGCAUAAAAUACAAAAAAAAAUCGACAACUGCAGGAUUCGAACCUGCGCGGGUAAACCCAAAAGAUUUCUAGUCUUCCUCCUUAACCACUCGGACAAAUUGUCUUGAUUGAAACUCUUCCUUUUACUACAGCCUUGUUUAAUUGUAUUUUUGCAUCAGAUAUUAUUAUGAUUUUUAUGACUUUAAUAAAUGAUUUAUAAACAUAAACAAUUUUGUUUAAUUGA